CCGCUCGUCCGGUCAGUGUACGCCACUGAAUAAGACGAUCGUUUAAGGACCAUUCGCGGACCUCUCGCCACAGUGCUGUAACGCGCGUACUGUUUGCUGCAGAAUUGGUUUUUAUUAUUAUUUUUGAUUUUUCUACACAGUUUAAAGACAAAAAUAAUUUUAAAAAGCGCAUAGAUAUUAUAUCUGAACGAUCUGCACGGUGCCGCUGACACGAUGAAGUACACGACAUACCUCUUGAGCGCGUUACUAUUGGUAACGCUGUUGUCGACGGAUGUGCAUUGUAGACGAGUGAACGUGAAACAGGCGACGGACGACGUCGAACAAGACAACGCGCAACAGACAGCCAUCGAUGACGAGGCACAACAGCAACAGUUCAAGCCGGUGUUGAUCGCACGCAGGCCGUUGCAGCAGAGACCACAGGUGGACGUUGACACCGAACGACAACCGGUGGUGGUGGUCCGGCAAUCUCCGAGGGUGUUGCAACAGCGGGCCCGCGAACAACAAGAGGCCGCCGAAGACGAAGACGCCGAACAGCCGCAAGUGGUUAUCAGACAGCCGAUAAAAGCGGGUCUUAGAGCCCAACCACCGCAAGCGCAACAGCUCGUCCAACAGCGACUCAAGCAGCAGGAACAGCCGCCACAACAGAAGGAACCGACCGCACAGACCAUCAGGAAUUUCAACAAGCUGAACGAUGACGGUUCGUUCACGUUCGGUUAUGAAGCGGACGACGGCAGUUUCAAAGAGGAGACCAGAGGCACGGACUGCGUGGUCAGGGGCAAGUACGGUUACGUAGACCCGGACGGCAACAAACGUGAGUUCACGUACGUGCAGGGCAACCCGUGCGACCCGAACGCGGCCGCCGCCGAAGACGAAGAAGAACAGCCAGGCAAACCUGGCGAGGAAGAGAAUGUUCCGGCCAACAUUCCAGUGAACGCGGGCAGACCUAAACCCAAGAACAACAGACCGACCACCACUUUGUUCCAGCAGACGUUUGGCGAUUUCGAGUCGCAGCCACAAGCACAACCGUCCACCACCCCACGCCAGCCGGGCAGACAGCAGUUGCAGCAAUCGACAUUCCAAGAAGCUCCCAGGAGACCACCCCCGCAAAUAUCACCGGUUCAGUUGCAAGCCGACCGUCCAUCGUCCACAGCCGCACCACCACCACAAUUCCUGGCUGGAGCCGGAAAUCUGGAAUCGGCACUUAGAAACUUGCCACAACCCGCACUGACAUCCGGCAAGAUUCAAUCACCCGCUGGACCUAACUCGCCUCUGUACACCACCGAACUGGUUUUCGAUCCGGCCACCGGUCAGUACAACACCGUCAUAUUCCAGCAGGUGCCCAAACAGCAGGGCGGCAUCAACAUCAAUCAACGUUUGCCUCUGCAACCAGCGGCCCCGGCUAGACAACAACCGCUGCCCGCGCAACAGUUCCGACCACAAGCCCCUCCUCCGCAGUUCCAACAACCACAACCACAGUUCCGGCCGGCGAUCCAACCGUUCCAGCCACAGAGACCGGUCGAAUUCGACUUCCAACGACCUGCCGCCGGAUUCCCGGGAGCCCCAGGCCCGCAACAGCAAUUGGUCCAGCAGCAACAGGCCAUGGCUUUCCAACAGUCACAAAACCUGUUCAGACAACAACAACAGAAACAGCAACUCCAGCAACAGCAGUCGUUCCAACCGCAGUCGGCGCAGUUCUUCCCGCCACCGUCGCAGCGUUUCGAACCGGCGUCGCAGUUCGCGCCCAAGCAGCCACAGCGAUUCGAACAGCAACCGGAAGCGCACCAGCAGCAGUUCGUGCUAGUCCAGCCCGGCCGAACUCCCGGACAACAGAGCUUGGCCGCCGGCCAGAUCGACGCGUUUCUAAGAGGCCACAACGUGCAAUUCUAAACGGAAUAAUUUAAUAAUAUUUCCAUUUGUAAAUAACAUAAUAUAAUAUAAUAACAUAGACACCGAGUACAGCGACCCAUACUAUAUGUUGACGCUGUACUACACAUACAAAAACUAUAUAUUAUAUUAUAUUAUAUUUUAGCGUAAUAAUAUUAAUGAUAAAAAUAAUAUUAUUUUCGUUUAAGCUUAAUUAAUAAUGUGUAACGCGUUAUAUAGAUAUAUCAUAUACUCGUAUAUAUUUUAUAAAUUUCGUGCGUAAGAACGAUAAGGAUAUUCACACCCGUUUAGCUAUAAGCGGUUUCACCUGGCGGAGGUGAAAGCCAUAACUUACUGUAUAUUUAGCACUUUGCUAAAUGCUGGUUUUUUUUUUUGUAACAUUAAAUCCUCGUAAAAUAUAAUAAUGUUAUGUUUAAUGUUCCAAAAACAAAAUGUGCUCAAAUACUCCCAAUGUUUGUAAAUAAAUAAACUUUUAUAUA
Messenger RNA from Rhopalosiphum padi (bird cherry-oat aphid), 2363 nucleotides. Its product is annotated as putative mediator of RNA polymerase II transcription subunit 26. Gene Ontology annotation, molecular function: structural constituent of chitin-based larval cuticle. NCBI's taxonomy places the organism in Eukaryota, Metazoa, Arthropoda, Insecta, Hemiptera, Aphididae. The record is from RefSeq and is a predicted model, not a curated record. Gene Ontology annotation, cellular component: chitin-based extracellular matrix. The coding region runs from base 214 to 1887 and encodes 557 amino acids. The transcript is spliced from 2 exons.